Molecule: messenger RNA, 3265 nt
Organism: Notothenia coriiceps (black rockcod)
Lineage: Eukaryota; Metazoa; Chordata; Actinopteri; Perciformes; Nototheniidae
Gene: tmc6b
Product: transmembrane channel-like 6b
Exons: 21
Coding region: 195-2717 (840 amino acids)
Cellular component (GO): plasma membrane
Molecular function (GO): mechanosensitive monoatomic ion channel activity
Source: RefSeq, a predicted model, not a curated record
CGCGUGGAGACUAGUAUUUUUGACUGAUACUCGAGCACAGAGUAGACUGGUUUGUCAAGUUGCGGAGAGGUAGACUAAGAAAACACCAUGGUGGGAGUGGAGUGCAGGUCUGAGCAGGCGAGGGUGUGAUCCCUCUACGAUUGGUCGACAAAGAGACCGACGGCCCGACAGCUCCAGACUGUUAGAUAAGGAAAAUGGCUCGAAAUGUUGCCUUUGACCUGAACCACCCUCUCAUGGAAGCUGGACUGGAGAGUCCAAUAGACGAGGAAGGUGUUCAUGACUCGUUCAGCCAGCUGAUAGCAGAGCAGAGUCAGAAUGGAGGAGCGUCUGACUCUGACGCCUUCGAGCUGCAGGAGCUGCAGAGACAACUGGACGAGGAGGAGCGAGACAAUGUUGCCUUCCUGUCAGGCCCUGGACGUGAGUUACGUGAGUUUCAGGGAAGGAGGCAGAGGGACGCAGAAUGGGAGGACGCUGAAACCCAGGCGGACCCCCUCAUAGGGGAACGAUGGUCCUCUGCAACCAUGAAGAUCCUCUCCUCCAUGCCCAGCCGAACGAUCGGUCGCAACAGGGGCGCCAUCAUCUCGCAGUACUACAACCGCACCAUGCAGCUCCGGAGACGCAGACAGAGCCGACCCGCCAUCCGAGACUUCUCCCGCUCUGCCAGACCCAGCAUACGGGGCUACGGCAUCGAGACCGACAGUGCGGACGCAGAGGUGAGUAAGAGGGACCGUUUGGUGAACAACCUGCAGAACCUGUCAGUCAGCGACAGAAUCCGGAUGCUCCGAGCGAUGCCUCUUAAUGUUUCCGAAAAGAGUGAACUCAGGAGCUUAGCUUUACAAAAGGAGAAACGCACGCUUUCUCGUCGCAUUCCCUGCUGCAGUCAACUCAAAUAUUACAUCAUCAAUGGGGCGAGGCAGGGUUGGUACAGCUGGCUCUCCUUCCUGCACUCCCUCCAUCUGUGGCAAGUGCCGCUCAAGAGAGUGAGCGGACGUUUCGGCAGCGGCGUCCUCUCCUACUUCCUGUUCCUAAAGACCCUACUAUUCUUCAACGUCUUCCUGUUCCUGUUAACGGGGGCCUUCAUGGUGCUGCCUCAGGCGCUGCACCGUCCAGACACGUCUGCAGGGAGACUCCCCUUCACUGGACUGGAGCUCCUCACCGGCGCCGGCUAUUUCUCAGAUACUGUGAUGUACUAUGGCUACUACUGUAACUACACACUGGGUAAGAGCUGCAGGGAUGAUGGGUGGGUGCACGAUGUCUCUCUGUCCAAUGGGACCAUGCCGGACUGUGUGUCCAAGCACCUGCCCUACAACAUGCCGCUGGCCUACUUUUUCACCAUAGGAGUGUCUUCCUUCCUCACCUGCAUCAUUCUUGUGUACAGCAUGUCAAAGUCGUUUGGGCAGAGCUUCCGAAUCGACAAAUCUCACAGCAUCCUGGCAAUAAAGACCUUCUGCUCCUGGGACUUCAAGGUCAUUAAGAAAUCUUCCGUCAAACUCAUGUCUGAGAAUAUCUGCACCCAGUUCAAGGAGCUGCUGGCAGAGGUGAGUCACAAACAGGUGAAGAACACUCGGUGCCAGAGGCUGUGGAGGCUGAUGGUCCACGGCCUGGCCUGGGCUAUCUGCGUGGCCAGCACCACGGCCUGUGUGCUGGCCAUCUACUACUGCUCUGAUCACAUGCAUCAGAACCUCCAGUUACUUCUGCGCAGUGGCGUCCCCGUCAACAACCCGCUGCUGAACGAGGCCAUUCUGCUGGCCCUCCCCGUCCUGGUGUCGCUCAUCAACCUUCUGCUGCCCGGCCUCUUCAACCUGGCUGCCUGGAUGGAGGACUACGAGUCCCCGUCUGUACGCACAUAUGUCUCCAUUGGCAGAAACUUGAUGUUGAAAGUGAGCGUGCUGGGAGUCCUGUGCUAUCACUGGCUGGGUCGGGUGGCUGCUGACCCCGAGACUAUUGGCCUGAAGUGCUGGGAGACUUUUGUCGGCCAGGAGCUUUAUCGUUUCCUGCUCAUGGACCUCAUCUUCACGAUACUGGACACCUUGUUUGGAGAGUUCCUUUGGAGGUUGUUCUCUGAGAAGGUGCUGAAGAGGAGGAGGAAACCGGUGUUUGACAUCGCCAGGAACGUCCUCGAACUGAUCUACGGACAGACGUUGGCCUGGUUAGGCGUUCUCUUCACUCCUGUCCUGCCUGCAGUGCAGAUCCUCAAACUGUUGCUGCUCUUCUACAUUAAAAUGAGCAGUGUGAUGAUGAACUGUCAGGCUCCCAGGAAGCCGUACAGAGUGAGCCAGAUGACCACCGUCUUCAUCACGCUCCUCUGCUUCCCCUCCUUCCUCGGCGCCUCUGUGUGCGUCACUUACACCAUGUGGAGCAUCACCCCUUCCUCAUCGUGCGGCCCCUUCCGAGAGCUCAAAACGAUGUUCCAGGCGGGGAAGCGGUGGGUGGAGGAAUUGGAAAAAGAUAAUCCCAACCUGUCGGUGCUGGCCCGAGCUCACUCCUACCUGGUGGAAAACCCUUUCUUCCUGUUUGUGGGAGCAGGCAUCUUCCUGAUCGUGAUCUACUUCCACAGUCAGGUGGUGGACGGUCAGAGGAAGAUCAUCGGCCUACUGCAGGAGCAGAUAGAAAAUGAAGGAGAUGAUAAGAAGUUUCUGAUCACUCGCCUCCAGACAAUCCACGAGCAAAAACGAACCCCCGCUCGACGACUCGUCAGUCAGAACUCAAACUGUUGAGAGCCCAUCCUCCAGCAGACAAGCCUCCUCAAUUCUCUGAGCACUGAGGUCUGCAGAAAUGGAUUGAACUGGAAUAAUAACAGGGACAUUUAAAUGUAUAGUACAUUUAAAAUCUGGCCAGUCAUUUAUGGCUGGAGCUUUUGUAAAGAUGCAAAACAAACCAAGUGGAAAUAUGGGGUGAAACAGAGCUGUGUGCUUUAUGCAGCGACGUGUAUAAAUGAUACCCAUACUCCAACGUUAGGAAGUCGUCAGACGCACAGCAAAACUCUGAAGCUGAUGUUAAUCAGUUUACACAGAUUUUAAAUCAUCUCCUUUAAAAGCACUUUCAUAUCAACUGUGAACAAAUCGUUUUUAUUAUUAUAUCUUGUGCAAACUUGGUAUAUAUAUUUUUUUUAUGCUUUUAUUUUUUUAAAUGUUUAACAGUGUGUAUUUUGUACAGUAGGUAAACUUUGGAUGUUGUGGGUGUGAGUAUGAUAAUACCGAAAAUGACUUAGCUGCAAAUGCCCUUGUUCUGUAAUUCUGUGGUAAUUAAAUUAUGUUUUAACCUA